UUUACGACGACGGCUCACUUUCUUUUUACGUUUCGCAGCCGUCGACAUUAACAAUUCCUGUCGAAGUGCCGAGUGAUAAACAAAAAUAAUUCGUGUACCCGCAGCAGAAAAUCUGACGGUGGUUGUUCAAUCCAGUUGACCAUGUUGGGCACAAUACUUUCAAGAACUAGAUCAAUUUGAUUACUCGUCAAAGCACGAGGAUUUGUUUGUGAGAAACUCUGAAGUAAAAUGAACGGGCACGGGAACAGAAGAUAUGGAAAUACGGGCGGUGUGCCUCCUCGCUGGUUAAGAUGUCCUAGAAAAUCAACGAACUACAUUGCUCAGAAAUUUAUCGUAUUCAAAACCCCCUUGUCAAACCAGUAUGACGAUCAUGUUGCAGUAGAACAUCGAUUUUAUCCUCAAAUGAUUAUUGAUUAUGUCAAGAGUACAAAGAUGAAGCUGGGACUAUGGAUCGACUUGACUAAUACUGAUAGAUUUUAUCCUAGUGAGCAGAUAAAAGCUGCGGGUAUUCGAUAUGUGAAAGUGAACUGUAAAGGGCACGGUGAAGCCCCAAGUGGCGAACAAGUCAAGUUAUUCAAUCAAAUUUGUGAACAAUACAUGGAACAGUUUCCAGAUGAUAUUAUUGGAGUGCAUUGUACGCAUGGAUUUAAUAGAUCUGGCUAUUUGAUUUGUGCAUUUCUUACUUCUGUUAUGGAUUGGGAUGUCAAUGCUGCCUUGCUGCAGUUUCGUCAGUUUAGACCGCCUGGCAUUUAUAAACAAGAAUAUAUUAACCAACUGUGUAAGAUUUAUGCAAGUCCCGAUGAUGCUACUCCACCCCCAACGGCACCUGAUUUACCAGAAUGGUGUUAUGACGAUGUGGACGUGCGAGAUGAUGAUGGGUUUGCCAAUUCUAGUAGUAGUAAUAGUGUAAAUGGAGGUGCCGAUGGAGGUCCUUCUGGUUCGAGAAGACAUCAAAAUGGAUCAGAUUAUCAACCACAGGCAAAACGAAGAAAAGAGCAUUUCAAGGGAAAUCCUACCUUUAUGGAAGGUGUGCCAGGUGUUCAUCCAAUUACCGACAGAAACAGGCUCAGUACAUUGCAGGCUAGAGUUCAAGAUAUGUGCGAAUGGAGGGGAACGGGCUUUCCCGGCAGCCAACCUAUAUCGAUGGACUUGGAAAACAUAAAGUUAUUGGCAGAAAAACCUUACAUGGUGUCUUGGAAGGCGGAUGGAACUAGAUAUCUCAUGUUGAUUGACGGACCUGGACAAAUUUACUUUAUCGAUAGAGAUAACUGUGUAUUUGAAGCACCCGAAGUCAGCUUCAGAUUCAAGAAAAAUCUCGAUGAACAUCUUUCCAAUACAUUAGUGGAUGGGGAAAUGGUUUUGGAUAAGGUGAACGAUGAAUUAAUACCACGCUAUUUGAUUUACGAUAUUAUAAAAUUUCGAGGCGAAGACGUUGGAAAGGUUGAUUUCCGAAUUCGACUGACUUGCAUACGGGAUGAACUGAUUGGCCCUCGUACCGCAGCCAUUGAAAAGGGAAUUAUCGAUAGAACGAGAGAACCUUUUGGAAUUCGUUUCAAAACCUUUUGGUAUCUUGAGGAUACCGAAAAAAUCUUGACUGGAAAGUUUGCUCAAGAACUGAUCCACGAGCCUGACGGUGUAAUAUUUCAACCUAUGAGAGACCCUUACAAACCAGGUCGAUGUGACGAAACUUUGAAAUGGAAACCUCCGGAGUUAAACACUAUUGAUUUCAGGUUGAAAGUUGUUCAACAGUCUGGUGAAGGAUUGCUUCCAAUCAAGAUUGGAGAGCUAUACGUCGGAGGAUUAGAGACGCCAUUUGGAUUAAUGAAAAUGACAAAAGCUGUUUCUGGGUUAUCCGGAAAAAUUGUGGAAUGCAAAUACGUCAAGAAUCAAAGAGGUGGGAGUUGGGCAUUUCUCCGCGAAAGGACAGACAAGAGUUUUCCUAACGCAUACAACACUGCAAAGGCUGUUGCUCAAAGCAUUGCACAUCCUGUGACACUAGAAAUCCUCUUGGAUUUUAUUGCUCGACAUCGCUAUGUGAAACAUUAGCUUAUAUUAAAACUUCAACGUUUCGUAAAUUUUAGUACUCUCCUGUGUAGAAGUAGUGAAAAUGAAAUUUAUGUAUUCUAAUUUGUACUAUUUAUUGUGGCACGAUUAUUGCCGCAAUCUCUCGGUCGAUCAAGUUAUUAAUUCAGUAAUUAUUGCAGUCCACACAAUCGAUAAUUAUUUAUGAACUACAUAUAAACACUAACUGUUGUUAAAAUCCGCCUUUAUUUUAUUAAUAAUUAUAAACGUACGUCAUACGUAGUUGUUUAAGGUCCGUGAUGUUAUCAAUUUAUUGCGCUAUUGUAGCAAUUGAAAUGUACUAAGAAAAGCUUGUUCGAGAUACCGUGAGCUAUAUAUACAAUCCUCACGCAAUAAAAUAAUCUUGAAAAGUUAA
This is a messenger RNA of Folsomia candida, 2437 nucleotides long. Its product is annotated as mRNA-capping enzyme. The record is from RefSeq and is a predicted model, not a curated record. Bases 229 to 2046 code for a protein of 605 amino acids. The transcript has 10 exons. NCBI's taxonomy places the organism in Eukaryota, Metazoa, Arthropoda, Collembola, Entomobryomorpha, Isotomidae. Gene Ontology annotation, molecular function: protein tyrosine/serine/threonine phosphatase activity; mRNA guanylyltransferase activity; ATP binding. Gene Ontology annotation, biological process: dephosphorylation; 7-methylguanosine mRNA capping.